CAUUUACAUUUAGUAUCAAAUAGUGGUCAGGACAGUUUAAAUGCCUUAAUUGUGCGAACUGAAUUAGUUUAGUUGAUAUGGUGACAGCGACAUGUAAUCCCCUCCAGAAGGUACCGUCGCUGGGAGUCGGCUGCGGCCAGCCUUUUCCUCCACGGGCAGUGGCACAGUGACCGUGUGACACUCGACGGCUCAGUGGCGCAGGGCCGAUGUCAUGCACCACUUCUCGGUGAUAGUUGCGAUCGUGCUCGUGAUUCACAAUCUGGCUGUGGUGAUUACUAUGGUGCCGCCGACGACGCGUCGUCGCUCCGAUACUGACCUUAACUUCGCGGAGACUGUCUACGUCAAAGUAUCUGAUGCAUGUAGGGCGAUUAUGGAUCUCCGUUACAAUUCAAAAAAUGACCAAAGCCAUCUAAUAAAGACGAUGAAAAUAAUAAGAUUAUAUAAUGACACCAUACAAACGUAUCCGAUUGACUCCGCUUACCAAGCUCUUACUCAAGCAGGAAUAUUUGACAUAACGAAGCAAACAAAAGUUGUGAUACACGGUUUCAGAGAUAAUUCUCUUUCGGAUGUACCCUUUGACCUGGCUCAAGCAUACAAUGAGAAAAAAAUGUUUAACGUACUUUUACUGGAUGCAGAAGAAUUGGUGAACAAAGGUUAUAUAUUGUCUGCGUACAAUGUUCGGCUAGUCGGGAAAAGACUCGCCAAUCUAUUAGCCAAUUUGGAAAACUUUGGAGCGAGUGCUGACGACUUCCAUAUACUCGGUAUAAGCCUAGGAGCACAUAUUGCUGGUUUGGCAGGAAAAUACUUUCGUCAAUACAAAUCCCGUAGCUUGGGCCGUAUUACUGGAUUGGAUCCGGCUGGACCUUGCUUUACAUAUGCUGACUCUAGCCAGAGACUUGAUAAGACUGAUGCAGUUUACGUAGAUGUUAUCCAUUCGAAUAAAAUGGUGCAAGGAGUUCUGGAAUCCUUAGGCCAUGCAGAUUUUUAUCUCAACGGUGGAGGACCGAAUCAGCCAGGUUGUUUUAUGCCUAGCUGCAGUCACUUGAGAGCUGCAAAAGUGUAUAUAGAGAGCAUUAGAAUUCCUGAAUCUUUUAUAGGUGUUAAGUGUGAAAGUUACAAAGACUUUAAAUCUAACAAAUGUGAGACUAAAGACUUAACAGUCUUAGGUUAUGGUUCAUCAAGUAUAAGUCGAGGAGAUUAUUAUCUUCGAACAUCGCCAAAUUCACCUUACGGCCUCGGCAUGGCCGGCACAUUGUGUGAUGAUAAAAAGACUAUGGCUAGUGGUGUUAAUGACUGGUUUCGGAUGCUAAAAUAAUUAUUAUAUUUCGUCGAUUAAUAGUUUAAUAAAUUGUUGCCAUGUCUUUUUUUA
Molecule: messenger RNA, 1369 nt
Organism: Amyelois transitella
Lineage: Eukaryota; Metazoa; Arthropoda; Insecta; Lepidoptera; Pyralidae
Product: phospholipase A1
Exons: 2
Coding region: 212-1315 (367 amino acids)
Biological process (GO): lipid metabolic process
Molecular function (GO): lipase activity
Source: RefSeq, a predicted model, not a curated record